Lepisosteus oculatus (spotted gar) is the source of this 1820-nucleotide messenger RNA. RefSeq names its product vascular endothelial growth factor D (gene vegfd). Gene Ontology annotation, biological process: vascular endothelial growth factor signaling pathway; sprouting angiogenesis; vascular endothelial growth factor receptor signaling pathway. The record is from RefSeq and is a predicted model, not a curated record. Gene Ontology annotation, molecular function: vascular endothelial growth factor receptor 3 binding; chemoattractant activity; growth factor activity. NCBI's taxonomy places the organism in Eukaryota, Metazoa, Chordata, Actinopteri, Semionotiformes, Lepisosteidae. Gene Ontology annotation, cellular component: membrane.
AAGGGCUUGGGUGGGAUUAGAGCCAGAUUUUUUAACUGCUGAAGUCUGCUAAACUCUGGGUUACGCUUAAAACACAUGCUUCUCUCUGAUUCCACAAAGUCUGUGUAUUGAGGAAAAUAUAGCGCUACUGGAUUAAAGUAUUGAAGACGGAAAUCUUUGCCAUUGAAAUACCACUCUCUGCACCAAAGAAGAAAUUCUUAAAAAGGAGAAAACUGCAGUAUUGUUUUAUGAAAAUUGAGAAAUAAUUGCAUACCAGGUUACACAGUAAAUCAAAGAGUGCUGGAUUUUUUUGAUCAAAGCUUUACUUUUUUAUUCCUGAACAAAAUUUCCUGAUGAUUUGCCUUUUGCUGAUGAUGUGCUGAUUCAAAUAUUCCACUGCCUGAGGUUUGGUAGCUGACUUGGAAAAGUUUUUUUUUUUAGUUUUUUUUUUUAGCAAUCAGUUUUUUGUUAAUUUUUUAGGAUUUUAUAACUGCAAGGCCAAUCCAUUCUUAUCCAUUCUAAUGAGUUGAUAAGUGCACCAGCCAUCAGUCUGCAGAGUUGAGUUUUCUUUUACAAGGAGAUGUAAUGCCUGUCUGACUGGUUCUGGAAUAGAACACUUACUGGAGAUCGAAGGAACAAUGAAGACUCAUUCUUGUAUCAUAAUGCAUCUCAUGGUGGUUUCAUGCGUUCGGCUCAUGCAGGGAAAUCCUGAUCAAAACUUCCAGAAGGCAGAAAAUAAGGAGGUGUGGGAGCAGAACGUUAGAUGUGCCUCCAGCCUCGAGGAGCUGCUGAGGCUGACGGACUACCCUGACUGGAAACUGUGGAAGUGCAGACUGAAGCUCAAGCAGGUCGCGUCCUCGCCGGGAGCGCGCUCGUAUUCCGCAGCGUCGCACCGCGCCACGCGCUACGCCGCGGCGUCUUACAGCCUGGAGAUUCUGAAAGCCAUUGAUGACGAAUGGCAGAAAACACAGUGCAUGCCCAGGGAGACCUUUGUAGAUGUGGCUAAGGAACUGGGCACCAAUACAAACAUAUUCUUCAAACCCCCCUGUGUGUCUGUCUUCAGGUGCGGUGGGUGCUGUAACAAAGAAGGCGUGAUAUGCAAAGAAACAAGUUUUACCUACGUAAAUAAAACCCUCUUAACAUUUUCAAUACCACUGAAAUACGGACCAGAGCCAGUUCUGAUAAAGGUGGCCAAUCACACUGAAUGCAAAUGCAUGGAGCCUGUGAUUAUCAGACGGCACGUACAGGAACACAGAGGAAACAGGUGUUCUUUUGGACUUAAAAACCCAGGUUCACACAAGCUAUGUGACAAAGGUCUCAUCUGGGACUGCAUGGCAGCUAAGUGUGUCUUGUACCCCUCCAUAAAAAAGAAAGAAGAAUUUUCUCCAAUUACCAAGUUGUCAGACUGUGGGCCUCCUAGGAUGUUUGAUGAAAACCAAUGUGAUUGUGUUUGUGAGAACAAUUGUUUCAGAAAUUACACAAUAAACCAGAAAAACUGUAGCUGCCAUUGUUCUCUAAACCAUGAGAUCUGUGCCACAGAAAACAAAGAGUUUGACCCAGGCUCCUGCAGCUGUAACUGAAAAUGGAAGAUAAAGCACUGACAUUCUGAAAGGUUGAGCGGUUUGAAAUUAGAAAUUAAUUUAUUGACGUGUCUAUGUCUGUCAUGCAUUUAAUGUUUAUAUUACUCCUCCCCCUCCUGCACACAAGAAGUGUAAAAAGGACCACAUUAAAUUACUUCUAAAUGUAAAGCUGUUAAGUUUUAGCAGAUGGUUUGUAACUUGGCUUCCUGUAGGCACUGAACAUAUAUUUUACAGUUUAAAAUCAUAUUUUUGUAUUUGUCA